CCCUCUUUCCGCCAUAUUUCCCGACACGAUUAUAAGCUCUGGUUUAAACCAUGGAAGCAGCGAACGAUCCCGCAGGCUUUUUGCGGAGUCCUAAUCUCUGAAACAAUUGAGCUUAAACUUAGGGAUUAUUAUGGACAAUCUAAGGAGAUCGACGCUGGUGUAAUGAAAUACAGGCGAUCUGGCAGCUCCAAAGGCUUCGAUUUUUAUUACCCUCAAAUAACCACAGAUGGUGGAUGCAGCACAACCAAACCGGCCUCAUUUUAUCUACUCGGAAACUGUUGA
Messenger RNA from Protopolystoma xenopodis, 282 nucleotides. Lineage: Eukaryota; Metazoa; Platyhelminthes; Monogenea; Polystomatidea; Polystomatidae. The record is from the annotation of a GenBank genome assembly.